Molecule: messenger RNA, 534 nt
Organism: Phytophthora infestans T30-4
Lineage: Eukaryota; Oomycota; Peronosporomycetes; Peronosporales; Peronosporaceae
Exons: 3
Coding region: 1-534 (177 amino acids)
Biological process (GO): proteolysis
Molecular function (GO): serine-type endopeptidase activity
Source: RefSeq, a predicted model, not a curated record
AUGGUGGGGCAGACGCUGACAUCAGCAAGUACUCUUACGUGGGAACCAUACAUUCUGCUUACACUAAAGUACGUCACCACGGCUGUAUCGUGCCUUGACUGGUUUUGGGUGGACACAUAUGUUCCUCUCGAAGCUAAGCAGAGUAAGAAAGGAGGCUCUCAAAAAGCUGAGAAGAUUCGCGUCGUGGAAGUUUUCGAGCAUCCGAAGUUCAGCUCAACGUGGCUCACGAAUGAUGUGGUAGUGCUCAAACUAGAGAAGUCAUCCAGCCACAAACCAGCACGUCUGGGAGACGCCGACGGAUCUGAUGACAAGCUCAAAACGAAGGCUACUGUCCUAGGAUGGGGAGAGGUCCAGUUUCGUCUCGAAGGCGUUCAAGCUUGCGUCGGUCUGGAAUUUCUGCUGCUGGCUCCUGGCGUGUAUCUGUGCGCAGGUGUUCUUCCAGGAUCUCAGCGUAAGUCGCACGCGCUCAUGCUGCAGGUGACGAAGCACGGUUGCUUCGUUUCCGAUGAAAGCCUCGUGCAGAUGCCGCUGUAA